Messenger RNA from Mytilus trossulus (common blue mussel), 3735 nucleotides. RefSeq names its product DNA-directed primase/polymerase protein-like. Lineage: Eukaryota; Metazoa; Mollusca; Bivalvia; Mytilida; Mytilidae. Gene Ontology annotation, biological process: mitochondrial DNA replication; error-prone translesion synthesis; response to UV. Gene Ontology annotation, molecular function: DNA-directed DNA polymerase activity; chromatin binding. The transcript is spliced from 14 exons. Gene Ontology annotation, cellular component: nucleus; mitochondrial matrix. The coding region runs from base 117 to 1709 and encodes 530 amino acids. The record is from RefSeq and is a predicted model, not a curated record.
UUGGCGGGAGAGUUGCAAAAUGUAAACAAACAACACUCAGAACAACACAUUGUUAAUUUUAUUUACAGCAGUUCGAAACAUACGUAUAGUGAUCUUUCAGGGUUUUCACAAGUAUAAUGUCAGUCACCACGAACAAUUUUUAUGGAGCAAAAGGAAAAAGGAAAAUCUAUCACAUUAGUAAAAUUUUGGAUGAAAAUGCGAAGAAGCUGAAAUCCGACAAAAUUCCAAAGGAAUUCAGACCUAGAAUUGAUGGUCCUUCAGUAGGUUGGAAGACAUUUUUUAGACAACAGGAAGCUUUCAGUUAUGCCAGAAGAAAAUCCUCAGAUCUUCAUGUAUUUUCCUAUGAGAGUGAGAGUUUGGGAUCAGAAACUGGACAAAGGAUGUUUUUAGUGGCAUCUUAUCCUGUGUUCUGGCAUUAUUACAGGCAGUUAGAUGAACAAAAGAAGACACAUUAUGAAUUAAUAUCAGAGGGAUCGGUCUGUAAGCUCUAUUUUGAUUUAGAGUUCCCGAAAGAAAACAAUAGAAAUUGUGAUGGAAUAGCAAUGACAGAUAUUUUUACAAAGUAUGUUACAGAAUGGAUAGAUGAAAUCUUCAAGGUCAAAUGUUCAAAAGAACAUGUGCUAAGUUUGGAUGCAAGCACAGAAAAGAAGUUCAGUAGACAUUUGAUUUUCCAAUUGAAGAGGACAGCAUUCCAAGAUAACAUCCAUGCUGGAAAUUUUGUGAAGUUCAUAUUACAGAAAUUGAAGGAAGAAAUUAACAAGUUGAAACAAAAUUUGUCUGAUGUUUUAGACUAUGAUGAAUCAUCAUUCAUCUUUAAAUCUGACAAAUCCUCUGAUGAACAAACAGUACCAUGUGAGAAUAGAUUGGAUAGUCAGAGCCAUUCCCAAAAACAGGAUAAAAAUGAUUAUAAUGUUUCUAAAAUUAUGGACAGAUUUACUGAGGAAGAACUUCUAGCUAUGGUUGUUAGAAACAAACAUAGUGAAGAAACUUUAUUUUGUGAUCAAGGUGUCUACACCAAAAAUAGAAAUUUCAGAUUAUUUCAGUCCAGAAAAUUUGGGAAAAAUAAUCCACUGGUUAUUAGUGAUGACAAUCUGUACAUACCACCCAAGGAUGAUGUAAUGUCUUAUGAACAUCUUAUAUUUAAUGAUUCGCUCAUUGCUAAUAUUGAGUAUUCACCAGCUCUGAGGAUUUUACAGUUUGAUUCAGAAAGUCAGUUUUCUAACAAAUUUUCAAAUGGUAAUGUUCAGGCAAAAACUUCUGGAAAAGCCAAAGAUGUGGUGGAAGGAUUUACUAAAUCACCUUAUCCAGAAAUUGAUGAUUUUAUAUCGUCUUCAUUAAAGACAGAUAGUAAAGCUGGUUAUAUACGACAUUGGACAUACUUUAGCCAAGGGGAAUUAAUUGUGUAUGACAUUGUUGGUUAUAGAUACUGCCACAAUGUAGGAAGAGAACACAAGAGUAACAAUAUCAUGUUGUUAGCAGAUCUCAAAAGAGGGGUUUAUUACCAGAAAUGUCAUGAUCCAGAUUGUAAAUCUGUCGGCUACAAAUCUCCAGAUAAAGACAUACCUAAGGAAGCACUGCCCUCGUUCUACUUUGAUGACAGUUUUGAUGAGUUUGAUGAAGGUGUAGAUGAUAUGGACAUUUUAAAUGCUGCAUUGGAAGUGGAAAAAAAUAUUCAUAACAAAACAAAUGAAAAUAAGGAUCAAACCUGAACUUAUUUUUACAAUGAAAUACUUAUAGUGUUUCGAUUAUGUAUGUCAUUCAGGCUAAGAUUUUAGUGUACCCAAUGUAUAUAAUCCUACCUGAAUGUAAGUAACUACUGACUGUCACUUAAUGUAAUGGCAUGUAUAGACACUUACAUUAAGUCAUACAAGAUGGCUUGGUUCUUGGCAUGAGCUUUUUAAGUAACAACUUGAUAUCAUUUAUUUCUUCAAGUACUGGUACUAGUACGGGUAUACUUGUUAAUGAAUAAAGAAAAUACCAUAUAUAUAUUUAAUUAUAUUAUAUAAAUUUAUUUAUGAUCAAGUGUUAUAUAUUUGAUGACAGUCUUAGGUUUAUGCCUAUCUAUAUAUUAUUACUAUACUUCAUUUCAAAAUGUCAUCUUUUCUUUUGAUUGGAUAAUUUGAGGGUGAUAAUUUAUUCUAUCCCAUUGCUCAGGGGAGACAAUUUUUUGAAUGUCACCCUCUUGUACUGACCAAUCAAAAAUUGAUGUCUUAAAGGUCAAUGAAUUGAAUUCACACAAUUAAUAUGAUCAAAGACAAUGCCCAAGGUCUACAUUUUGACCACAAAAACUUUCCCAUCAACCUUCAAAUGAAAGAAAAAUUGUCUUGUUUCACUCCUGUUAUUUUUCUGAUAACUGUGACACUGCUUUUUAUGUGAAGUUAUAGUUACAAACUUUCUAUUGAAAAUUUAACAGUAAAAAACAAUAAUGAUAGAACAUUCUGUAUAUUAAAUUAAAUAGCACUGCACAUUGCUGAGAGGUCCCCCUUGAAAAAGCAUUGUCAAUCUCAGCUUUGCCUCAGUUAACAAUGUUUUCCGGGGGAAAGCAAUCUGCUCUAUCACCCUCCCAGCUAUGUGCUAUUUACAUACUAGCAUUUAUCAUCAGACACCCUAAAAUUUUAAUUGGAAAAGUGAGAAAACUGACCCAUGAUAACCUUACAAUAAGAAUAAAAUUGAGAAAGUCUGUCCAAAGCUCUUGUCAUUGCUUAUGUUUUCAAAAUCAAUAUACUAAUUAAUUUGCAUAUUUUGUAUAAAUACAAAUAAUUACAUUAGAUGUAUGUUUCAUUGUAAUACAUUAUACUGAUAGCUACACUGCAAUCUCGCGUUGUUCCUUAAUCAACUUCAUUACACAAUAAAAAUUUACCAUUCACUAUGACAUGAGGUCCCACAAUAAAGUGCACAGGUAAAUUAAAUAAAAACUUGAUAAAAAUUGUGUUUUGAUGAUUCUAGCUAAAAAACGUAAUUAUAAGUAUUGAAUGCUUCUUUUUGUAACUUUGUAGGGUUGUAAAAGUGUUGACCGUUCGCACAUUUUUAGAAUGAAGUGCGGAAUACAAAAUGUACUUUGGUCAACACCAGCUUUUACACCCAAAUAAAGAUACAUAAAGAAGCAUUCAAUUCUUAAAUGAAAUGCUUUAGCUCACCUGGUCCAUAGCUCUUGCUAUCACUUUGAGUCUUAAUUUGCGUUUGUCCAAGUAGUAAACCUUUUAAAAAAUCUUCUCUGUAUCUACCGGACCAUUUUAACGAAAAAUGGCUGAAUGCCAAAUUUUGUAUUGCUUGUUUUUGUUUGUUUCAAUGUUAUUUAAAUUAAAACAAUAUAACAUAUAGGUAUAAUCUGUAAAGAUUAUCAGCGAUACAAGAUCUGUAUAAAAAUGCCAAUAUGACUGUAGUGAUGAAGCCAUUUGAUGAUUCCUUUUUGGAGUUUCUACCUAUAUGAUAUAUAUUUUUUGUUAGGGUUUCCAGUGUGGCUAUUACUGGCAGUUGCUGUUAAUAAUCAUAUUUGUUUUUCGUUUAUUGUUUUGUACACAGAUCAGGCAAAAAGUUGUCUCAAUUUUUUUCAAGGCCUUUUAUAGAUUGCUAUGAUAUAUUGUUUUUUUCUCAUUUUUGAAGGCUAUACAGUGGUCUUUAUUGAUCACUUCUACAUUAUUCAGUCUCGUUGGCAAUCAUACCACAUCUUAUUUAUAUAGAUUACACAUUUUUCUAGUGAAUAAGAAUAGAAAAUGUCAUUGUUUACUGGAAAUA